Magallana angulata is the source of this 954-nucleotide messenger RNA. Its product is annotated as phenolphthiocerol/phthiocerol polyketide synthase subunit C-like. The transcript has 5 exons. The record is from RefSeq and is a predicted model, not a curated record. Gene Ontology annotation, molecular function: fatty acid synthase activity; 3-oxoacyl-[acyl-carrier-protein] synthase activity. The coding region runs from base 1 to 954 and encodes 317 amino acids. Gene Ontology annotation, biological process: fatty acid biosynthetic process. Lineage: Eukaryota; Metazoa; Mollusca; Bivalvia; Ostreida; Ostreidae.
AUGAAUGAAGAAAAUGAUAUUGCCAUUGUUGGUAUUGGUUGUAUGUUUCCUGGUGCUGAAAAUAUAGAGGAGUUCUGGAAUGUUCUGAAAAAUGGAGAGGACCAUGUUCAGGAAAUUCCGCCGGAAAGGUUUGAUGUGGACGCUUUCUUUGAUGCAAACCCUGAUCAUCCACACAAGACGUACGUGAGGAAAGCUGGUUUAAUAAAACGACACGAUGAAUGGGACAAUCGAUUCUUUGGUAUCAGUGACAAAGAGGCUGAACAAGUUGACCCUCAGCAGCAUUUUGUUCUGGAGUCAGUGCAUAUGGCAUUGGAAGAUGCCGGGAUUUCAAAAGAAAAAAUAGCGGGUUCGGAAACGGGAAUUUACAUAGGUGUUAUGAAUCACGACUGGGAUUGUGUCUUACGGUCAGCAAGACACGAAUCUACAAACACUACGGUGACGGGCACCGACUCCAGUAUUCUGUCAGCAAGAGUUGCAUACGUCUACAAUCUGCUGGGUCCUGCUAUAACAAUUAACACUGCAUGCUCUUCGUCUUUAGUAGCAUUUCACAUAGCUUCUCAGGCACUGAAAAAUGGAGAAAUAUCAAUGGCAAUUGCUGGUGGUGUCAGUUUCAUCCUUGACCCGUCAGUUUUUGUAACCUUAUCGUCAGCAAGAAUGGCAUCACCAACCGGAAAAUGUCACACAUUCUCAGAAAAAGCAGAUGGAUACGCAAGAGGAGAAGGAUGUGGCAUUGUUAUAAUGAAGCGGCUAUCAGAUGCUAAACGUGACUCAAACAAGAUUUGGGGUACAAUUUUUACGAGGCUAAAUCAAGAUGGCCACACAAACACACCGAUCACAUCUCCUUCUAGUGAACAACAAGAAAAGUUGUUGGAAUCUGUUUUCCAGAACUGUAAAUUACCGGCAAAUUGUGUGCAGUACAUAGAGGCUCAUGGUAUGUUUAAUUUUCGACUGUAA